Molecule: messenger RNA, 1005 nt
Organism: Trichoderma reesei QM6a
Lineage: Eukaryota; Fungi; Ascomycota; Sordariomycetes; Hypocreales; Hypocreaceae
Exons: 3
Coding region: 1-1005 (334 amino acids)
Biological process (GO): regulation of gene expression; G1/S transition of mitotic cell cycle; protein phosphorylation
Cellular component (GO): cytoplasm; cyclin-dependent protein kinase holoenzyme complex; nucleus
Molecular function (GO): cyclin-dependent protein serine/threonine kinase activity; cyclin binding; ATP binding
Source: RefSeq, a predicted model, not a curated record
AUGGAGAACUAUCAGAAGCUGGAGAAGGUCGGAGAGGGCACUUACGGCGUGGUGUACAAGGCUCGAGACCUUGCCAAUGGUGGACGCAUUGUUGCCCUGAAAAAGAUCCGACUCGAGGCCGAAGACGAGGGCGUCCCCAGCACCGCCAUCCGCGAGAUUUCCCUCCUCAAGGAGAUGCGAGACCCUCACAUCCUUCGACUGCUCAACAUUGUCCACUCCGAUGGCCACAAGCUAUAUCUAGUCUUCGAGUUCCUUGACCUCGACUUGAAGAGAUACAUGGAGGCGCUCCCCGUCAGCGAUGGCGGUCGUGGAAAGGCUCUCCCCGAGGGCUCUUCGCUUCGCCUGCAGCACCUUGGACUGGGCGACGCCGUCAUCCGCAAGUUCAUGAUGCACCUGUGCAACGGCAUCAAGUACUGCCACUCUCACCGCGUCCUGCACCGAGAUCUCAAACCCCAGAACCUACUCAUUGACAAAGAGGGAAACUUGAAGCUUGCAGAUUUCGGUCUGGCGCGGGCGUUUGGUGUGCCGCUACGAACCUACACGCACGAGGUGGUGACUCUGUGGUACCGAGCUCCUGAGAUUCUUCUUGGUGGAAGGCAGUACUCCACCGGCGUCGACAUGUGGUCGAUUGGGUGCAUCUUUGCCGAAAUGUGCACCCGCAAGCCCCUUUUCCCGGGCGACUCAGAGAUUGACGAAAUCUUUCGCAUUUUCCGUGCUCUCGGAACCCCGACCGAGGACCUGUGGCCCGGCGUCACGUCCUACCCCGAUUUCAAGGCGUCUUUCCCUAAGUGGCAGCGAGAUUUCCAGCGCCCUCUCACCCCGAACCUCGACGAGAAGGGCUUGGAUCUGCUGGAGAUGAUGCUUGUCUACGACCCUGCCGGACGAAUCUCGGCCAAGCAGGCUUGCAACCAUCCGUACUUUGAAGACUACGUUCCCUCCGCGCCGACGACGACGACGCCCGCAGCAGCCCCGACAGCAGCCCGCAGUGCCAGCUACUUCCACUAG